CAAAAAAAUCAAAACCGAAUGAACCAAUAUCCGACCCAAUAAACACCCUUACAAAAUACUGUACAAAACAACGACCACAAAAACCAAACAGCCCAGACCCGGCAGAAUAACCAACCCGGAUCCGAAUAUUAAACCGGAUAGGUGAAUCAGAUAUUAACCAAGAACCGAAGCUUCGUCUUCUUCUUCUUCAAGUCAAAACAUUCGUUCAUCAACAAUGGCAGUGAGUAGAAUCGAUCGAUCAUCAAAAAUAUUUAAUUUGAUUUCUACAAUAUUGUUAUUAUUAUGUAUAUGUUCAAAAGCAGAACUGAGCUCAAAGGAGUGUGAAGAUCUAGGGUUUACAGGUCUCGCACUCUGUUCCGAUUGCAAUUCUCUCGCUGAAUAUGUCAAAGAUCAAGAACUGCUGUCUGAUUGCAGAAAGUGCUGUACUGAGGAUUCCGAUGACUCUACCAGCAAGAUCAUCUACUCUGGUGCUGUCCUGGAGGUCUGUAUGAGGAAGCUCGUGUUCUAUCCAGAGGUGGUUAGUUUCAUAGAAGAUGAGAAGGAAAAGUUUCCGUCUGUCAAAGUUCAAUAUGCGUUUAAUGCGCCACCAAAGCUGAUCAUGUUGGAUGAUGCUGGACAACAUAAAGAAACUAUAAGAAUCGACAACUGGAAGCGUGAGCACAUACUUGAAUUCUUGAGGGAGAAGCUGAAGCCGACAUCAGCGGUUUGAUUGGUCGGUUGAGUUUGUUCUUAAAUCUUGACAUUAUCCAGUUACACCCUUCUGAACACUUUUCUUAACUUCUCUUUUGCAAUUUGUAGAACAAUUAUUUCUGCCUCUUUAUCAUCUGGCUUAGUUAUGUACUAGACUACUAGUUUAUAACUUGAUAUACAUGAGUGAAUGACAUGAUGCAUUGGAUAAAUCAUUGCUCUCUAUCGAUAAUCUGUGAAAUAAAUGACUGUGGUUCAUGUCAUCA
Molecule: messenger RNA, 953 nt
Organism: Helianthus annuus (common sunflower)
Lineage: Eukaryota; Viridiplantae; Streptophyta; Magnoliopsida; Asterales; Asteraceae
Product: selenoprotein F
Exons: 4
Coding region: 215-709 (164 amino acids)
Cellular component (GO): endoplasmic reticulum lumen
Molecular function (GO): oxidoreductase activity
Source: RefSeq, a predicted model, not a curated record